Messenger RNA from Aspergillus uvarum CBS 121591, 1460 nucleotides. RefSeq lists its product as uncharacterized. Lineage: Eukaryota; Fungi; Ascomycota; Eurotiomycetes; Eurotiales; Aspergillaceae. The transcript is spliced from 2 exons. The record is from RefSeq and is a predicted model, not a curated record. The coding region runs from base 18 to 1196 and encodes 392 amino acids.
UUUUACUCUGAAACAAGAUGUCCGCAAAAGUCCAAUCUGAGUCGCUGUUGUAUCUAGUGGGCCUGGUGGGCAUGCUAGGGACCUGGGGCCGUUCCGCGCUCGACGGCUCCACUGGGCUUUUAUUACGGACGCUGGAUGGUUCUAAGCCCUACAUUCUUCCCGGAACCGAGGCCACUCUCCGGAGAACCUUCACUGGCAUUCGCUAUCCACUUGAUUGCACUCUUUCGGUGCUGAUUGCUUUCUGGUACGAGGCUAUCGACGGUUCUCACCCAGCUGCCUCAGCAGUUAGUCUAUAUUUUCUCGGACAGCUGUUGCCGUGCAUUGUCAUCGCCUACGUAAAUGGUAUCCGAGGCGAAAGGCCGAGUCUUCUGAAACCAACUCUUUGGCUAUUACUCUUCCAAGGCUGCACCAUAGGCUCGACCGGCUUCCUAUGGGCCUUGAACUACAUCGCCACUUCUCCCACUGUUCGCCUCCCCAAACAGAUCAAUCUCAACACUCUCCAGCACACCUCUAUUAUCUCAUCCUUCGCACCGCUGAUGAAGUGCUUUCUCUUCCCCGCCAUCGUCCUCAGCUAUCUUGUCCCUGCCGCGCUCAUGACCCUUCCCGUGGCCAGGUCAAUCAGCAACAGCAGCGAUUUCCACCAACUCGCCAUCGUCGCCUGGAACCUCUAUCCCCUGCUGACGCUGGCAUUACUCUACACCCUGCGCCCUCUCCUAAAUCUCACCACCCUAGUAAGUACCGCUCCAGCAACCUCCAAAAAGAACGAAGUACACAUCCACGCCAUCCGAGCAGCCACCAUCCCCGCCUUCCUCUUCAGCACACUGAUGCACAUCUCCAUCGUGGCCGUCUCUAUCACCACCGUGCUCUUCCCAACCAUCCUUCAACCAAUCUACCGCAGGGAACUCCACCCGACCGCUAUUUUCAUCCCGCCACUGGCCAUCGGCCUGCAAGCCAAAUCCCCCGGCGACGGUGUGCGUGGGUUCUUACUCUGGGAUCAAGUAGCCGGGUACUUGACGGUAAUGAUUGUGGUAAUCCUGGAACUUCGGAGUGCGUGGGCGGCGAGGGGGUGGGAGUUUCAGUGGAAGAGAAUGGCUCCUGCUGCGCUGGGAGGGUCGUUGUUGCUGGGGCCCGGGAGUGCAUGCUUGCUUGGGAGCUGGGUUCGGGAUGAAGUCUUGUUUGGGGGGUGGGGUCAGUAGGAUAAGCAGGCGAGGAAGGCGAGGUGAGAUAUUGGCGUUUCCGACGGCUGUAUUGUUGAGAUUGUCGAGGAAGUUGAAGAGAGAGUAUCUUAUUACUGGAUGGCUGGAUGGCAUUCUCGGCGAUGAUGCCGAUCAGUCGGACAGCGACCGGCGGGAUCGGGUUGAGUACGUAGGGUAGCCGAACAGACGUUGAGCCACGCAUCUGGCAAAUAUCGACUCGCUGCAUCGAUAAUAUUUUAAAUAAAUAUGGGAGUGAGAUGCUUG